UUUCCGCCGUUCCCUUCAGAGAAGAUCCACCUCCGUGAGGUCGGGACUCUUCAAUCGCUUUCUUACAGCUGGGCGCCCGCGAAACUCUGCCUCCUCCUCUCGACCGAGACCGCGCGACUUCACACUCGAGCAGCGCGCCUGCGUCGUUUUUGCCUCGUGGCUGUUUGGCUUGUGGGUGUCUUUCCAGUUCCCCUUUUUAUAUUUCUUCUUCCGUUGCACUUCCCCAGCGAAACAAAAUGGCUGACGGAUGGGAUGCGGAGAAAAUCUUCAACACCACGGUCUUCGGGUUCACGUACGAUGACCUGAUUCUCAUGCCCGGUCACAUUGAUUUUGGAGUCAACGAUGUGGACCUGUCGACGCGCAUCACACGGAACUUGCAUGUCCGAACGCCCAUUGUUUCUUCUCCGAUGGACACAGUCACCGAGCACCGCAUGGCUAUCGGCUGCGCCUUAAUGGGAGGCAUGGGCGUCAUUCACAACAACAUGGAGACUGCGCGACAAGUCGCCGAAGUGCAGAAAGUAAAGCGAUACGAAAACGGCUUCAUCCUCGAUCCCUUUGUUCUCCGUCCGUCCGACAGCGUCGCCGACGUCUACCGCAUUAAAGAGAAGUACGGAUACAGUUCAGUGCCGAUCACAGAUACGGGCAUGCUGGGGGGGAAGCUGCUGGGGAUCGUGACAAGCAGAGACAUCGACUUCUUGACGGAUGUCCACACACCGCUGUCGGAGGUGAUGACCUCCGAUUUGGUGGUGGGUCACGAGCCGGUGCAGCUGGCCGAGGCAAACGAACUGCUGCGGGAGUCAAAGAAAGGGAAGCUCCCGAUUGUGAACGACAACUUCGAGCUGGUCGCACUCAUCUCCCGCAACGACUUGAAGAAAAAUCGAGAGUUUCCACUCGCCUCGAAGGACUCCAACAAGCAGCUUCUUGUCGGCGCAGCCGUCUCCACCAAGCCUCACGACAUUGAGCGAGCGAAGGCCCUCCAGGAGGCGGGCGCGGACGUCCUCGUCGUGGACAGCAGCCAGGGAGACUCGAUCUACCAAGUUGAUCUCGUCAAGCGUCUCAAGGCAGCCUUCCCUGAACUGCAGAUCAUUGGAGGCAACGUGGUGACAGCGCGCCAGGCGAAGAGCCUCAUCGACGCGGGAGUUGACGGACUCCGCAUUGGAAUGGGCAGCGGGUCCAUCUGCACCACCCAGGUGGUGUGUGCGGUGGGUCGCGCCCAGGCGACGGCGGUCUACCAUGUCUGCAAAUACGCGCGCGAGCACGGGGACUUGCCAUGCAUCGCCGACGGAGGCAUCCAAAACUCAGGCCAUGUCAUGAAGGCUCUCGCGCUCGGUGCGAACGCCGUGAUGAUGGGAUCGAUGCUCGCGGGCACUGAGGAGGCUCCCGGGGAGUACUACUUCCACAACGGCGUCCGCGUCAAGACCUACCGCGGCAUGGGGAGCUUGGACGCGAUGCGCGCGGGUACUUGGCGGAACGCGUCGCCUCCCGCGCGCGGCCUGCGCUCGCCAGAAGCCUCCCCGUCAACGGCGGCGAGUAGCGGCGGCGCGAGUCGAGCCUCGGCUCUCAGCGAGGCCUCGCCGUCGGCCAAGUCGGAGGCGUCGCGAACUUCGACGUCCACCGGCUCGGCCGCGAGGUACUUUGCGGAGAACCAGACGAUUCGCGUCGCGCAGGGUGUGAGCGGCUGCGUCGUCGACAAGGGAACAGUCAUGCAGCUCAUCCCCUACGUGAUUCAGGGUGUCAAGCAUGGCAUGCAAGACAUCGGCGCGCGAACGCUCCGCGACUUGCAUGCGCAGCUUGUCGGCGGAGAACUCCGAUUCGACGUCCGGUCUGGCGCUGCGCAGAGGGAAGGCGAUGUUCAUGACUUGCACAGCUUCGAGAGAAAGCUCUACGCCUGAGCGUCGCUCGCGUUCGCUUGCCACUGCCUUCUCGCUUCGAUUUCCAGCUCUCUGCAAGCGCGCGCAAAAGAGAGAGAGACACAGAGAAAGAGACAGAGAGACAGAGAGAGAGAGACAGAGAGACGAACGCCGUGGCUGCGGCAGGAGACAGCGGCGCAGUGUGGCCGAUGUCGGGGAAUCACAAGCGAGAACAAAACGAACAGGAGACAGGAAGCUUCGAGAACAGGGAGUGGGUUUGGAGUCCACUCUGCACGGAGGGGGUGGCGACUGUCGGCUUCUUCGUCCACAUUUUUUUCUGUCUGCAUGCGUUUGAGUUUUUCCACGUUCCUUGCCGAUGUCCGCACCAACCUGGUGUCGUAGGGCGCU
Messenger RNA from Toxoplasma gondii ME49, 2258 nucleotides. RefSeq names its product IMP dehydrogenas (gene IMPDH). Gene Ontology annotation, biological process: GTP biosynthetic process. NCBI's taxonomy places the organism in Eukaryota, Apicomplexa, Conoidasida, Eucoccidiorida, Sarcocystidae. The record is from RefSeq and is a predicted model, not a curated record. Gene Ontology annotation, molecular function: IMP dehydrogenase activity. The coding region runs from base 237 to 1892 and encodes 551 amino acids. The transcript is spliced from 9 exons. Gene Ontology annotation, cellular component: cytoplasm.